GCUUGUCCUAUGGGAAUCCAAGCGGUCCCUCAGGAAUGAAACAAGACACGUACUAAAUUGUCUUGUUGUAACAUUAGAAAAUAGAAAUUCGCAACAUUAUUAAUUCGUACCGCAAACUUCGGCUCCCAUCUUCCUCCGUAUGCGACCCCUCAUUGGCGGGGUUCCUUUUGGGGUCGCGCGAGCAGCUGAGUUACCUGAUACCCGACUCCGACUCCGUCGACAGAGCGAGCGAGCGAGCGAGCGAGCGAGUGAGAAAGGUAGAGAGAAAGGGAGCUCUGAUGCCCGACUUCUCUCCAUUCCCCGGCUCUAAUCGUUCUCCGGCCAUGCGACCUCGGCCCCCCGCCAUCGUCCAAGAGGGAGCCCUAAUUCCUUGAUUCAUUCGGUUCGAGUCCCUGCAAUGCCCUCGGAGCUCCAUAGCGCCAGCACCAGGGACAUCGACCUCGGCGCCGCCUCCUUUGGCUGUGGCAAUCCCAAAGAUGGCAGCUUUUUGAGAUUUUAUCGCUCAAGGUUUUGAUUGAAGAAGAUGAGAAUGAUUUGGACAUUUCUUUAAUAUUUUGGACAAAACUGGGGGGUUUGUUUGAACGGGGGGAAUUGCUUUACUUCGUUUGCGCUUUUGAUUGGAGCCCUUGAGUCACUGAAGGCAGGUUAAAAUAGUGCCAAAGAGGAUGUCUCAUAGCUCUCCUUUUGAUGAAGAACAUACGGGAAUCAAUGAUGAGGGCAUGGAGUUUCCAGCUAUUGCAGAUGGACACUUUGUGUUUGAGAAGGAUAGUUUAAUUUAUAAUGAAGAAGAUCAAGUACGAGAUGAACUUGAGGCACAACUGGGAGAAGAAAGUCAAUCUGAUGUUAGUGCAACUGUGUUAUGGAAACAUGUCAUAAAAGGAAAGAAGUGUGGAAAUGCUCAUGGAGGUUCCCAUGUCUUCAAAUGCAAACAUUGCCAGAAGAUAUACCAUGGCACCUAUACACGUGUUUAUGCACAUUUAAUGGGGCAUAAAAAAGGUGAAAGCAAAGGAAUUGGCUAUUGUUCCAUUGUAAAGGCAGACAAAAAUCUACAAAUGCAAAUUAAGAGGGAAGUUGAGCAAGUUGAGAGCUCACCAAACAUUGUUCCACUGAAGAAGUCAAAGCUCAACACAAAUUCUGGUAUGACAUCACAGGGACCUUCUGUAGCCCUUUCCUAUGUGGGUCCAUUUGAGAAAGAUUAUUCGACUCAAGAUAGAGAUGAUGUUGAUUCUAAAGUAAUACGCUGUUUGUGUGCUAAUGGCAUCCCUUUAAGUGUGCUAAGGUCACCAUAUUGGGAAGAAAUGGUAUCAGCAAUUAGUAAAGAAUUGGGCUACAAAAGCCCAUCUUAUGAAAGAGCACAAACCGUCUUGUUGGAAAAUGAAAGGGACAGGGUUGAAAGGGAACUAGAGGAUUUCAAGCAGAAGUGGCCUCAAUAUGGAGUUUCAGUUGUUUCAAAUGGUUGGACUGAUGUUAAGAAUCAAUCCUUGAUAAACUUCUUGGCCUCAAAUCAAUUUGGCUCUAUAUUUCUACAUGCCCUUGACUUUUUACUGGUUGAGAAGUCCCAUAAAAGUAUUCAUGACUAUAUGCUUGAAGUGAUUGAAAAAGUGGGACCAUAUAAUGUUGUUCAGUUGAUCACAGAUAAUGCUACAGACUGUAGAGCUGCAAGUGAGGAAGUGGCAAAAACAUAUCCUUACAUAUUCUGGACUCCUUGCAUGGUUCACACACUCAAUUUGAUAUUGAAGGACUGUAUAAAUGCCCUCCCUUGGCUUAAGCAGACUUAUACAACUGCUAAAGGUAUAGUGAAAUAUAUCUUAUAUCAUUCCCAAACUGUUGAAAUUUUCCAAAGUUAUCCAAUGUUAGAAUUAUUGAAAGUUGCAGCCAGAGGGUGUGCAUCACACUAUAUCACUCUUCAUCUUCUACUUGAUGUAAGGGAAACUUUAAGGGCUGCUGUCAUAUCUGAUCAAUGGGAGAGAUGGGCUGGUUUUCCAAACCUAGAUGAGAAAGCAAAGCUUCCUGGAGACACUGUGAAGGCAGCAGUCCUGUCUGAUAACUUUUGGGAAGCAGUACAGUUGGCUCUUUCUAUAAUAAAACCAAUAUAUAAAAUGAUCAAAUUUACUGAUCAAGAUGGCCCCCUUAUUGGAGAGGUAUGUGAGAGAAUGGACAAUAUGUUGGGAGAAAUCAAAGACAAUUUGAGAGGAGAAGAGGACACCUUUAUGCUUGUCAGGGAAAAGGUCUUUUUAAGAUGGAACAAGGCAAGUGUUCCAUUGCAAUGCUUAGCUUGUGCCCUUACCCCAAAGUAUUAUGAUGAAGAAUACCUCCAAAUACCAUCCCCAGGGGGUAGGAAGAGGUGUCCUCCAGACCAAGAUGAUGAUACAUUUGAAGCUGCCAUGACUGCAAUAUUUAAAAUGCACCCAAAUGUUGAUCAAGCAGAUACUGUUCGUGUGCAGUUCUUGUCUUUUGUGGAAAAGAAGGGAAAAUUCUCCUCUGCAACAGCUAAAAGAGAUGCAAGAAAUCCAAAAAUCAAUGUUUUGCAGUGGUGGAAGUUUCAUGGAGGGGAUACAAAGGAGUUGAGAGAUAUGGCAUUUAGAGUGCUUGCACAAUCAAUUAGCACUUCAUCUAUUGAGAGACCAUGGAGCACCUAUAGCUAUAUCUACAAUGCAAAGCACAAUAGGCUAAAUCCAAGUCGCGCUGAUGACCUGAUGUAUAUACAUUCCAAUUUAAGAUUACUAUCCCGGUUUAAUUCAAAUUAUAAGUAUGGUCCGCAUAGAAAAUGGGAUAUAAAUCCGGAGCUUCCUCUUAUGGAUGAAUCUGCUUUACAGUGGGAGGAUUUGUGCUUCAUAGGCCUUGAUGAUGAGGACUCAUUGUUGAAACAUGCUGCUCACUCUAGUAAUCCUAUACAAGAGCUUUUAAGGAUCAUUGAAGAUGCUCCUUCAAGCAGCGAUCAAUGUGGUGAACAAAAUCUGAUCAUUAGCUCCAUGCAUGCAAGUGGAGGGCGAGGAGGGAGAGGAGGCCGAGCUGGUGCUAGUGGUAGGCUUGAUCCAAAGGGGAAGACAAAGAAAUUCUUCUAUAUGUUUGGACUUUCACCAAAAAGUCAUAUGGACCUUGGAAAUGAGGUAACAUUUCUACUCCUGAGUCAUGAAGUGGCCUUUGUUACACCUUCAGCAAAUAACGAACAAACAUCUGGAACAUGGCAUUUCUUGCAAUGGAAGCAGGUUAUGUUAUCAGCAGUGGAUGAUUCGAUUUCAACUCGUAUGCCUCAAUCACUGUUUCUGUUUAAAAAAAUGCCAGCUGUUUUCUUCUGCCAUUUCUUAAAUCAUUUUUAAUUCCGAUUUUUUGUUUCAGAAAUGGCUUUUGAAGUAAUUUGACAGCUCCGCAUGUGGGGAUUCAUGGAUCAGAAUAUUUUUGGUUCUCUGGUAUUUGUUAAUUAUCUGCUGUUCUUUUCUUUGUAGUUUUGGCUUGAAGGCUUCUAUGCUACAGAACAAGCCCUUUAAAGAUACUUCUUUGGGUAGACUUCUUCUUUUCUUCAUCUAAAUAGAUUCGAAGAUUUCUAUGUUGAUAAGUGGUAGAUUUAGGAGGGAAGGAAUAAAAAGACUCUCUUGCAUGUAAAGAGCUUCUGAUACUUAACAGAAAGGAGUCAUGGGCAUAAGAGGCAUGGAAUAUGAGAAGCACUCUCAAUGUGUUGAUACGGGACAACAUUAGGGCAGUGAAUCUGCUUUUAGGUGAUUCAGUGGUUUGUGUGCUUCAGAUGAAAUAGAGCUGGUAGGUUAUUUUAGGUGUUCUUUUAAUCUUAGAAAAGGAGAUAUAAACUUCAGAUUCUCUGGAAGUAAAUUCAUGUGGAAUGUUGCAAUUCACAUGUUUCAAAAUUGUGAAGUAUGAGUACAAACAUCAACUUUAAAGACAACAAAACUAGUAUUUGACAUGUGGAAUGCAAGUGAAGAUGGAGAGAGUUUGACUGUUCUACAGAGGGGUAUGUAAGGCAAUUUUUAUUUUAAAUAAAGUUAUGACAUGCCAACUGCAAUGCAUGGUUAGACUCA
Phoenix dactylifera (date palm) is the source of this 4031-nucleotide messenger RNA. RefSeq lists its product as uncharacterized. Gene Ontology annotation, molecular function: protein dimerization activity. The record is from RefSeq and is a predicted model, not a curated record. NCBI's taxonomy places the organism in Eukaryota, Viridiplantae, Streptophyta, Magnoliopsida, Arecales, Arecaceae.